This is a messenger RNA of Lodderomyces theae, 3501 nucleotides long. It is a transcript of the gene PKC1, whose product is annotated as protein kinase C. The transcript has a single exon. The coding region runs from base 1 to 3501 and encodes 1166 amino acids. Gene Ontology annotation, molecular function: ATP binding; diacylglycerol-dependent serine/threonine kinase activity. Lineage: Eukaryota; Fungi; Ascomycota; Pichiomycetes; Serinales; Debaryomycetaceae. The record is from RefSeq and is a predicted model, not a curated record. Gene Ontology annotation, biological process: signal transduction; protein phosphorylation; fungal-type cell wall biogenesis.
AUGUCACACCAGGGACAAAAUCAGAACCCAGAAGAGGUGAUUAAAGAUAUUAAGAGUAAGAUAGAGAUCGAGCAAAAGAUUAUUCAGGGGUACCAAGAUGUCAAGAGAAGUUCAUCAAAUGCCGAGGUCGUUCAGAAAUGUAAAUCCAAAAUUGUUGAAUCACAGACGUUGAUUGACUACUACCAGGAUUCCAUUAGUAAGCUUACUCGACAAAUGCAAAGGAUGAAUGUGAAAAGCGCGGAAGAUAGAAGCUCCACCAUUUCGGAAUAUAAACCAACCUAUUCCAGGUUGGACUUAAUCAAAUACGAGUGUCCAUCAUUAGGUCAUAAAAUUCAACACAUGAUUCAGCAACUACAAUUCAAGCUUCAGGUGGAGAACCAAUAUGCCGAAGCAAACAAGAAGAUCUCCCAUCUCUAUCUUAUGGAUGGAGAUAGGUCUUCCAGUAAUGCGGCUGAGGGGGGCCGUGCCGAGAGUGAUCAAAGAAUACAACUUUUGGAGAGAGCGUUGAAGAAGUAUCAAAACUUUAACAUAAACUCCGAAGAUUUCAACAGGGACUACGAAAUCAUGGAUACUCCGAAACACGCUAGAAAGCCGUUGAGUGGUAAAUUGACAAUAUCCGUCUCGUGCGUUAGAGACGUGGAUCACAUGGCCACGGCUACUUUCAAGAAAAGAGACACGGUUGUGACUGUUAAAAUAGAUGACGUUGAAAGAGCAAGAACAAAGCCGUCAAAGAAUGACAACUGGUCCGAGGAACUUUAUAUUAAUGUCGAGAAGGGGCAUGAAAUUGAAUUGACAGUGAUGGACAAACUGGGAGGCGUUUAUGUUCCCGUUGCUGUGAAUUGGCUUUCUUUAUUUGACGUUGCCGAAGAGAUUCGUAAAAAGAAGGUUGCAAAAGAUCAAGGUGCCAGUGGCUGGUUGCCUGCUAGCAAUUUGCCCCAGACAAAUGGCGGUGAUGGCCAAAACGGGGCUUCGAGUUGGGGUGGUCCUGAUACUUCACUGAAUAUCCCGCAAAAUGACAUUGCGCCGCCAAGAUCACCCAAUAAGCCUGAUAACACUGGAGGAGACUCACCACAAAAAGUGUCUCUAAACACUUGGUUGAGUUUGGAGCCUUGUGGUCAAAUGUUGAUUAAUAUAAACUUUGAGAAGUCUAUAUCUCAAGGUAAGCAAUUUAAAGGGCCCCUUGGAAGGCAUGGAGCUAUUCGUCAAAGGAAAGAGGAAGUGUAUGAACAGCAUGGUCACCAAUUUGUGCAAAAGCAAUUUUACAACAUCAUGUGCUGUGCCCUUUGUGGGGAAUUCUUGCGUUAUACUGGGUUCCAAUGUCAAGACUGUAAAUUCUUGUGCCAUAAAAAGUGUUAUCAAAAAGUUGUUACCAAAUGUAUUUCAAAAUCUGGUUCAGAUCACGAUGCGGCUCAAUUGAAGCAUCGUAUUCCCCACAGAUUCGAGCCAGUUACAAACCAUGGGACCAAAUGGUGUUGCCACUGUGGCUACUUAUUGCCCUGGGGUAAAAAGAGUGCAAGAAAAUGUUCGGAGUGUGGAAUUAUGUGUCAUGCGCAGUGUACUCACUUGGUUCCCGAUUUGUGUGGAAUGUCCUUGCAAAUGGCUAACGAAAUUCUUGCAACGAUCAAAUCCACUAAAGUUUCUCCAAAGAAGCUUAAGCAAAUUCAAGAGAAGGUGACUGUUCUGGAUUUGAAAACGAAACCUAACUAUUUGGAUCAAAGCUAUCAUCAGAUUCCACAAAGUGCGCAACAACAACACGAGGAACUAAAUCAACAGCAGCAGCAGCAGCAGCAGAAACAACAACAACGACGCCAACAGCUUGAGAAGCCCUUGCCACCACCUAGACCAUCUACCCUGGAUAAAUCUUCUGGAGAAUCUGUUGAAACAUUACGCAACUUGACAGAGGACGAGCAAGACGACCAUGAAUUCAACGCGAAACUUCCAACAACAACCCAGAAAUCGUAUCAGACCCCAGUGGAUGGUACGUCUCAUGCACGCGCUGCCAGACGUCGCCCACCAGUUCCUGAGAAGCAAGGAAAAGUUGCGACGAAUGAGCAUCAUUACCGUCAUCCAUAUGGAGAGGAAAUGCGCGGCGCAGACACUCGUUUUGAUGCAGAGCAUGCGCUAAACGAUGCUGGUGAUUAUGUUGUGGUGACAGAAACGUCUUUCAUUGCCAAUGAUGAUAGAACCGCUAGUAUAGAUGAUGAGUUUGUUGACUUUGAUUACAAGAAUCAAUUGACGGAGAAUCAGAUAAUUUCACCAGAAGCUAAAGAUGACGUGAUUGUGAGCCCCUUUUUGGAUCAAAAAGCGCAGCCAUUGUCCAAUGAGGUACAGAGCAAAAUUGAAACAUUGGACCGCCCAUCGAUACCUGUGAAGAGUGACGAAGAGUACAAGGUGAACAAGCCGCAUCAUAAGCAUCAUCAACAUCAUCGUGGACAAUCUUCAGCUACUACGCAUUCAGGUAAAUCUUCGUCUGGAAAACCCAAGCGUCGCAAGAGAAAAGUUGGAUUGGAUGAUUUCCAAUUUCUUGCUGUUUUGGGUAAAGGUAAUUUCGGUAAAGUGAUGUUGGCUGAAUCGAGACAUACGUCUAACUUGUGUGCUAUAAAAGUUCUAAAGAAGGACUUCAUUGUUGAAAACGAUGAGGCUGAAAGUGUAAGAUCUGAGAAGCGGGUGUUUUUAACGGCAAAUAAGGAAAUGCACCCAUUCUUGUUGAAUUUGCAUUGUUGUUUCCAAACGGAAAAUAGGAUAUACUUUGUCAUGGAGUAUAUAUCUGGUGGAGAUUUGAUGUGGCAUAUACAAAAGAAUCGAUUUUCCGCCAAGAGGGCUAAAUUUUAUGCAUGUGAGGUAUUGUUGGGGUUGAAGUAUUUCCAUGAUAAUGGCAUUGUUUAUCGUGAUUUGAAAUUGGACAAUAUCUUGUUGACCACAAAGGGACAUAUCAAGAUUGGUGAUUAUGGGUUGUGUAAGGAAAACAUGUGGCAUGGAAAUACAACGUCCACAUUUUGCGGAACUCCUGAAUUCAUGGCUCCUGAGAUUGUUGCUGGAAAGAAUUAUACGCGAAGUGUGGAUUGGUGGGCAUUUGGGGUGUUGUUGUUUCAAAUGUUGCUUUGUCAAUCUCCAUUCAAAGGUGAUGAUGAAGAUGAUAUUUUCAAUGCCAUUGAACAUGACGAAGUAAAGUACCCCGUCAGUUUGUCGCGUCAGACAGUCCUCGUUUUGCAAGCGUUAUUAACCAAAGAUCCUCAACUGCGUUUGGGAAGCAGUGAACGAGAUGCAGAAGAGAUUAUGGAACAUCCUUAUUUCCAAGAUGUUAACUUUGAUGAUGUUUUGAAUUGUCGUAUCCCACCCCCUUAUAUCCCUGAAGUCAGUUCUGAGCAUGAUUAUUCCAAUUUUGACCAAGAAUUUACCUCGGAAACACCACGGUUGACUCCAGUGGAAACAGUAUUGACAUCGGAGAUGCAAGAACAGUUUAGAGGAUUUUCACACAUCUCUGAAACAGCCGCCGUUUAG